AUGGUAAUGGUUCCCAAUUCUUCUUUACUCUUAGUUUUACAACAAAUUUGCGGAAUAAACAUACAACCUUUGUUUGCAGAAAAUGAGGCUAAUGAAGUUAAUUUUCGUGAAAUUCCGUCCCAUGUGUUGCAAAAGGUUUGCAUGUAUUUCAAUUACAAAGUACGCUAUAUAGAUAGCAGCACUGAAGUACCAGAAUUUCCUAUUGCACCUGAAAUUGCAUUAGAAUUAUUGAUGGCUGGGAAUUUUUUAGAUUGUUAAAUGUAACAAGUAAUAUCAUUAACAAAUAAUUCAGCUUUUGGGGCAUAACAAAAGUAAUUAUUAUAAUUUUGAUUUUAAGAAGUAAAAAUUCAAUUGUAUUGAGUGAUAUAUUUAAAAAAAAAAUGUUCUUACUUUUCCCUUUAUGUUUUAUAGUAGGAUAUUCAUUUUAAUAAAUCAUUGCAGUUCAUUAUAAAAUUACAUUUACUAAUAGAUAUUUGAAAGAUUCACAU
Messenger RNA from Eufriesea mexicana, 488 nucleotides. RefSeq names its product transcription elongation factor B polypeptide 1-like. The record is from RefSeq and is a predicted model, not a curated record. The coding region runs from base 1 to 258 and encodes 85 amino acids. The transcript has 3 exons. Gene Ontology annotation, biological process: ubiquitin-dependent protein catabolic process. NCBI's taxonomy places the organism in Eukaryota, Metazoa, Arthropoda, Insecta, Hymenoptera, Apidae.